AUGAGCUCAAACGAGGACCAUUGGGACUCAGUACUUCAUCAUCAAGAGAACACAUCUCAAUCGCAGCAGUCUCCUAAGACUUUUUCCAAGACCGGCAGUGGUGGUGGAUUUCCAGUUGUGCUAGCUUUUCCAAUGUCGAUAAAUCCGGUGGUUGUACCAGUUCCGAUUCAGAAUCCAAUGGAAAACCUAACUCUAGGACAAAAUGAUGUUAAUACAAGUCUGGUCCGUCCGAUUAUUGUUCUUCCUAUUCCUCCCAAGUCAACGAAUCUCAACUUGAAUCUGAAGUCCCUAGUUGAUUCAUCCCCCUUUUCACUGAAGCUCUCCCUGUCAUCCAAUCAGAAUCAUCCAAAUCAACCAUCUAGGCACUCUGCUUUUCAGGCUAUGUCAAGCUUCAACAACGGUGAUAGCAUCAUAAGCGUUGCUUGA
Molecule: messenger RNA, 426 nt
Organism: Vitis vinifera (wine grape)
Lineage: Eukaryota; Viridiplantae; Streptophyta; Magnoliopsida; Vitales; Vitaceae
Product: transcription factor MYB1R1-like
Exons: 1
Coding region: 1-426 (141 amino acids)
Source: RefSeq, a predicted model, not a curated record